Messenger RNA from Elgaria multicarinata webbii, 2190 nucleotides. It is a transcript of the gene XRCC6, whose product is annotated as X-ray repair cross complementing 6. Bases 110 to 1939 code for a protein of 609 amino acids. The transcript has 14 exons. NCBI's taxonomy places the organism in Eukaryota, Metazoa, Chordata, Lepidosauria, Squamata, Anguidae. Gene Ontology annotation, cellular component: nucleus; Ku70:Ku80 complex. Gene Ontology annotation, biological process: telomere maintenance; double-strand break repair via nonhomologous end joining. The record is from RefSeq and is a predicted model, not a curated record. Gene Ontology annotation, molecular function: telomeric repeat DNA binding; double-stranded DNA binding; damaged DNA binding.
UGGUGGAACGUUUCGGGGCGGAAAGGAAUUUGUAUAAAGGCAGCGGAAAAGUUCAGGGAUCACCUUUUAAGCUAAAAGUGAUUCCCAUUGGCAGCAAGACGUGAAAGUCAUGUCGGACUGGGUGUCAUACUAUAAAAAUGAAGAGGAGGAAGAGGAGGAACAAGCUGAAGAAGCUGAAAACAUUGGGGAAUAUAAAUAUAUUGGUCGGGACACUUUGGUUUUUUUAGUGGAUGCCUCAAGAGCCAUGUUUGAUUCCUAUGAUGAUGGUGAUUUGACUCCUUUUGAUAUGACUGUCCAGUGUAUUCAGAACGUGUACACAAACAAGAUCAUCAGCCACGAGAGGGACCUUGUUGGUGUGGUGUUUUAUGGUACUGAGCAACACAAAAGUUCCGUGGAUUUUAAGCACAUUUAUGUUCUUCAGGAUUUGGACAGUCCAGGGGCAAAACGAGUGUUAGAGCUGGCCAAGUUCAAGGGAGAGCAGGGGAAAGCCCUCUUCCACAAGUCGUUUGGCUGUAGUGCCGACUACUCAUUAGGGGAGGCCCUCUGGGUUUGCUCCAAUCUCUUCAGCGAUAUCCGCCUCAAGAUGAGCCAUAAGAGGAUCAUGCUGUUCACCAAUGAAGAUAACCCUCACGGUCAAGAUAGCACGAAAGCCAAAUUUGCUAGGACUAAAGCGGCUGACCUUCGAGAGACAGGUAUUUACCUUGACUUAAUGCACCUGAAGAAGCCUGGGGGAUUUGAUAUUUCCUUGUUCUACAGGGACAUCAUUAAUACAGCAGAUGAUGAAGACCUAGGAGUCCAGUUUGAUGAGUCCGGCAAGUUAGAAGACCUCAUGAAAAAAGUACGAGCAAAGGAGACAAGGAAGCGAGCUUUAGCCAGGCUAAACUUGUAUCUGGGGAAUGAUCUGGCUCUUACUGUCGGCAUUUUCAACUUAGUCCAGAAAGCUUUCAAGCAGCCUCCAGUGAAACUUUACAGAGAAACCAAUGAGCCAGUGAAAACAAAAACACGAACCUUUAAUCGAGAGACAGGUAGUUUGCUUCUCCCCAGUGACACUAAGAGGGCUCAGAUCUAUGGGAACCGUCAGAUUGUGCUGGAGAAAGAGGAGACGGAAGAAGCAAAGAAAUUUGAUUUACCAGGCUUGUAUCUGAUUGGCUUCAAACCCUUGAUAAUGCUGAAACGACAUCAUUACAUCAGGCCUGCCCAGUUCAUCUAUCCUGAGGAGUCCUUGAUUAGUGGAAGCACUACACUAUUUAAUGCCCUGCUAACAAAGUGUUUGGAGAAAGGUGUGAUGGCUGUAUGCAGAUACACCCCCCGCCGAAACACUCCUCCCAGAUUUAUAGCCCUGGUCCCUCAGGAAGAAGAGUUGGAUGAACAGAAUGUACAGAUCGCUCCCUCAGGGUUUCAUUUAAUUUACCUACCUUAUGCAGAUGACAAACGGAAAAUUGAUUUUACAGAGAAGGUUCCAGCUAAUCAAGAACAGGUGAACAAAAUGAAGGAAAUAGUCCAGAAGCUUCGGUUCAAGUACAGGAGCGAGAGUUUUGAGAAUCCAGUUCUUCAGCAGCACUAUAUGAACCUAGAGGCUUUGGCACUGGACCUUUUGGAACCUGAAAAGGCUGAGGAUCUGACAAUGCCCAAGGUUGAGGUGAUGGAUUGCAGAUUGGGAAAUCUUGGAGAGGAGUUUAAACAACUGGUUUACCCACCAGGCUAUGACCCUGAUGGUAAAGUUACAAAGCGGAAACAAGGAGAUGGUACUGAGCCAGCAGAAAAGAAAGCCAAGAUAGAAAUCUCUGAGGAGGAGCUGAGGAAUCAUGUUCAGAAAGGCACUUUGGGUAAACUUACUGUGCCAGUUCUGAAGGAGGUGUGCAGGAUUUAUAAACUGACAGGGGGUGGAAAAAAGCAGGAACUUUUAGAUGUGGUGACAGAAUAUUUCACAAAACACUGAGUUCUUUGCAGAUAUUUCCCACUGCUUAGUCUCAUUUUCUGUAAGCAUUAGAUUUUGGCAAUGGAAAACAGGUGUAUCUUUGUGAAUAUAAUUAGAUCAAAGGGAGUGGGAUUUUUCCCCCCACAAGAGGUUGAAGAACCUAUUGAAACUUAGGGUUUAUUGAUAGAAAAAGGCCUUUCUCCACAACUCUAGAUUUAAUUAUGAAAAUGUAUGUGACUUUGUAUUCAAUAAAUUAACUUUUGUACAUGUCA